Aspergillus wentii DTO 134E9 is the source of this 1065-nucleotide messenger RNA. Its product is annotated as caspase family protein. The transcript is spliced from 7 exons. Gene Ontology annotation, biological process: proteolysis. NCBI's taxonomy places the organism in Eukaryota, Fungi, Ascomycota, Eurotiomycetes, Eurotiales, Aspergillaceae. The coding region runs from base 1 to 1065 and encodes 354 amino acids. The record is from RefSeq and is a predicted model, not a curated record. Gene Ontology annotation, molecular function: cysteine-type endopeptidase activity.
AUGUACUACUCCAACUCAGGCCACCAGGGUUGGUCGGGGGGUUAUCCCCAACAGUGGCCUCCACAGCAGCCUUACUACUCCAACCCCAACCUCCCUCCCCCGCCUCCAUCCGGCGCCCAGCAUUUCGGCCAUGGCGCCCCUUCCAACUACCACUUCCAGUACUCAGCAUGUACCGGUCGUCGCAAGGCCCUGCUGAUCGGGAUUAACUAUUUCGGUCAGCCGAACCAGCUGCACGGUUGCAUCAACGAUGUCACCAAUAUGUCCACUUUCUUGCAUGAGAAAUUCGGGUAUCGUCGGGAGGAUAUGGUGAUUCUGACGGAUGAUCAGAAGAAUCCGAUGAGUGUGCCCAACAAGGCGAAUAUUAUCAGGGCAAUGCAGUGGUUGGUUAAGGAUGCGCAGCCGAACGAUUCGCUUUUUGUGCAUUUUUCUGGACACGGUGGGCGAACUCCUGAUCUUGAUGGUGAUGAGGAUGAUGGAUACGACGAUGUUAUCUACCCCCUCGAUUAUCGUGUUGCCGGUCACAUUGUCGACGACGACAUGCACGAUAUAAUGGUCCGUCCUCUCCCCCCAGGUGCCCGGUUAACAGCGAUUUUCGACUCUUGUCAUUCCGGAACCGCGUUGGACCUGCCGUAUGUGUACUCGACACAGGGUAUCCUGAAAGAACCCAACCUAGCCAAGGAAGCCGCCCAAGACCUCUUCAGCGCACUGAACUCGUAUGGAAAUGGUGAUCUGUCCGGGAUGGCGUCCACCGCUAUUGGGUUUUUCAAGAAAGCGGCCAUUGGCAGUUCCGCACGACAGAGGACCGUCAUGACGAAGACUUCCCCGGCGGAUGUGGUCAUGUUUUCUGGAUCAAAGGAUACUCAGACUUCAGCGGAUACAUUCCAAGACGGUGAAGCGCGCGGCGCACUCAGCUGGGCAUUUAUCAAAUCGCUCCAACAAUGGCCUCAUCAGAGCUAUCUGCAACUGCUCAACAGUAUUCGAGCCGAGCUGGAUGGGAAGUACACGCAGAAGCCGCAGCUGAGCUCCAGCCAUCCCCUAGAUACCAAUUUGCGAUUCGUGAUGUGA